AUGACUUCUGCGGGCAACCCAAAAGAUUCUAUGAAAUCCACAUGGCGUACUGGCAACCGGGACGAAUGGGGCCUCAGCCACUGGCUGCUGGAGCUGCUCAAUGUUCAUCCCAUUGCACUUGAUCAAGAAGUGCCGGUCCAUUCCAAGCAGGAGAAGCUACCUUAUAUGCCCCAGUGGUCUCUUAACCUCUGGGUUAUCUUUUACGCCGCUGUUCCGCUCGCCAUCAAUCAGGCCUACAUUUCAUAUACGGGCCACAACCUCGGCCCAUUUGCUCUGUUCAAUCUAUACUUCUUCUCGUUCAACGCGACAGUCAUUCACCAAGUUAAAAUGCUUCGUCGUCUCGGACAUACCUAUGGCUUCCUUGACGGUGACCAGCAUGAACGCGACGGUAUUCCCGAUGUUGGGGUGCGGAAAGUUACCGCCUCGCUCUACAAGACGACCGGCUCACGCUUGGUUAUGGCGAUCUAUCUAUCCUACUAUAACCAAGCACCCAUGGCCAUGGACUGGACAUGGCUCCCACUGAUGAUCGGUCUCUAUGGCAUUGUGCUUGACUUCUGGUUCUACUGGUACCACCGCAUUAUGCACGACGUUAGCUUCCUCUGGAAGUACCAUCGCACUCACCACCUCACGAAACACCCCAACCCCCUCCUCGCCGCUUAUGCAGACCACGAGCAAGAGUUCUUCGACAUGGUCGGUGUGCCGUUCAUGACCUACAUGAGCCUUAAAUUCAUGGGUCUUCCUAUGGGCUUUUAUGAGUGGUGGAUCUGCCAUCAAUACGUCGCAUUUGCGGAGGUCUUUGGACACAGCGGUCUUCGUGUCCACAUGACAGUGCCAUCGACACUGAGCUGGUUACUGCAGUGGAUGAAUGCCGAGAUUGUCAUUGAGGAUCAUGACCUCCACCACCGCAAAGGAUGGAGGAAGAGUCAUAAUUAUGGCAAGCAGACUCGCCUGUGGGACCAGAUCUUUGGCACGUGCCAUGAGCGUAUCGAGUCUGCCGAGAGCAACGUUGACUAUACGAAGUCUGUCUAUAUGCCUUUGUUCUAG
This is a messenger RNA of Aspergillus luchuensis, 1044 nucleotides long. RefSeq names its product sterol desaturase family protein. Bases 1 to 1044 code for a protein of 347 amino acids. Lineage: Eukaryota; Fungi; Ascomycota; Eurotiomycetes; Eurotiales; Aspergillaceae. The transcript has a single exon. The record is from RefSeq and is a predicted model, not a curated record. Gene Ontology annotation, biological process: ergosterol biosynthetic process. Gene Ontology annotation, molecular function: iron ion binding; C-4 methylsterol oxidase activity.